Molecule: messenger RNA, 375 nt
Organism: Pipistrellus nathusii (Nathusius's pipistrelle)
Lineage: Eukaryota; Metazoa; Chordata; Mammalia; Chiroptera; Vespertilionidae
Source: the annotation of a GenBank genome assembly
AUGGCGGAUGAUCUAAAGCGAUUCCUGUAUAAAAAGUUACCAAGUGUUGAAGGGCUUCAUGCUAUUGUUGUGUCAGACAGAGACGGUGUGCCUGUUAUUAAAGUGGCCAAUGAUAAUGCUCCAGAGCAUGCUUUGAGACCUGGUUUCUUAUCUACUUUUGCCCUUGCAACAGACCAAGGGAGCAAACUUGGACUUUCAAAAAAUAAAAGUAUCAUCUGUUACUAUAAUACCUACCAGGUGGUUCAGUUUAAUCGUUUACCUUUGGUGGUGAGUUUCAUAGCCAGCAGCAAUGCCAAUACAGGACUAAUUGUCAGCUUAGAAAAGGAACUUGCUCCAUUAUUUGAAGAAUUGAGACAAGUUGUAGAAGUUUCUUAA